UCUUCGUGGGACAACCACCUAUGUACACUAAAUCAAUUACUUCGUGACUUUUUAAAAAAAUAAAAAAAAUAAUAAAAAAAACAGUGUGCAGAAGUAUUAUUUUCUUGUUUUUUUGUGCAGCUUUGUCAAAUAUAGUAGGCUGUUAUUAGGAAAGUCGCUGGUUUAAACCCCAGGGUUGGCAGAGUGAGCAAGGCCCUUAGUGUUGGGCCCUUAAUCCCCAACUGCUCCAGGGGAUAUCUGCUAGAUUCUGUUGCUUUGGAGAAAAGUGUCUGCUAAACAGAUAAUAAUGCAAUAAUUGUGCUGAUAGUACAUUUUGCUAAUGCUAAUGAUGCAACCCCUAAGUUUAACCCAGGCCAGAGUGAGAAACUUGUAAUUAAAAACUAGAAAGCAUUAGGCCAUGCUGAAUUGUUAAUAGUUUUUUUUUUGCCUGAAUUGAAUUAACAGAGGUCAACGCGCAGCACUCAUUUUCACACUUUGCCGCAGCAGACUGUCAGUGGUCGGCACCCUGCCAUCAGCCAAGGUGUACCGACACUCCCAAUAAGCUCCCCAGCAUGCGCGUGUUCCUUAUUCAGGAUCCGUGUCCAGCCCUGUUCCUUUUAAGUUCUUGGGAACACAGAGAGAGGAAGGGAUGAGGAGAGGAGGGGCAGGAGGGAGCCGGGGGCUGCGUCUGUGGGUCAAAACAACCAGCAGCCCUUGGGAGGCAGUGAGGCUCUGUGGCUGGGAGUGGCUGGAUACAUGUCCCUCCUCUCUGGGCCGGGCAGGGCUGGGCUGGGCUGGGCUGGGCGGAGCAGCAGGUGGCAGACAGUGCAGGGCCAUGACCAGCUCCAGUGGCUCGGUAACAGCACUCUGACCAUGGGAAGCGCAAAACCCGUAGCUCUUCCCCAACUCCCGUACCAGAGAACCUGACCGGAUCAACCUGAGCUUCGUGACAGAAAAGUAAGGCUUCCCUUCGCAUUUUCACGAUGAAGUUAAGAAUCAAGUGUUGUAUUUUGGUCAAAAGGCCCUCAUGUGAUGCACCAACAGAGAAAUGUACUCGAGGGAUUAAGCAACGUUUGGAAUUUGGCUACCUCACACCCAGGAUGCAAAUGUACAGCACAAGCUCUGAGGACACCACCUGAAGCUUUGCACCAUGGAUCAAGUCAGUCCAGCAGGCUGAGAGGGUCUUAAGCGAUAGCAAGAAUAACCAAGAGUGAUCGAACUAUGGAACUGCUUCUCUACAAAGUGGCCUGUCCAAGUACUAACAGUUAAGCCAUAUUAUUCAAAUGGGACCUAUGCAGUACAUGAAAUGAAAGACUGCGGCCAAUAUGCCAGCGUUACCGGCAUGAGGGGCCCAUCGACAAAAACAACUGAGGAUUUAUAAAAAUUCAAGAAAUAAUCAUGGAAGCUUCCGACUAAAUGACCUAUGUUGUCAAGAAAAAAAAAACCCAAUAUGGAAACACGCACACCACCUUUAAUGAUAUUUUAUGAAAAUGACACCAAGCAGCUAAACAUUUCAUCCAACUGCAGCACAGCAAUCUUGACAGGUGACAAAGACACCUACCAGUUCUAUAUCAUAAGCCUCUUUCUGUCCUGCCUCUACACCAUCUUCCUGUUCCCCAUCGGCUUCAUUGGGAACAUCCUCAUCCUGGUAGUCAAUCUCAACCACCGAGACAAGAUGACCAUUCCAGAUCUGUAUUUCGUCAACCUGGCUAUAGCGGACCUCAUCCUGGUGGCCGACUCCCUGAUCGAGGUCUUCAACCUGAAUGAGAGCUACUACGACAUCGCCAUCCUUUGCACUUUCAUGUCCCUCUUCCUGCAGGUCAACAUGUACAGCAGCAUCUUCUUCCUUACGUGGAUGAGCUUUGACCGCUACGUGGCCCUGGCUAGCACAGUGAGCAGCAGCCCGCUACGGACCAUGGAGCAUGCGAAGCUCAGCUGCAGCCUCAUCUGGGGGGCCUCCAUUCUGGCCACACUCUUGCCUUUCACCAUCGUGCAGACCCAGCACCGGGGCGAGGUGAAUUUCUGCUUCGCGAACGUCUUUGAGAUCCAGUGGCUGGAGGUCACCAUCGGCUUCCUGGUGCCGUUCUCUGUCAUUGGCCUAUGCUACUCACUUAUCGUCCGCAUCCUCAUGCGUGCACAGAAGCACCGAGGCCUCUGGCCCCGGAGACAAAAGGCUCUGCGCAUGAUCGUGGUGGUGGUCUUGGUGUUCUUCAUCUGCUGGUUACCUGAGAAUGUCUUCAUCAGUAUCCAGCUGCUGCAGGGCACAGCAAACCCCCUUCAACGCAGCGGCACCACGCUGUGGCAUGACUACCCGCUGACGGGCCACAUUGUCAACCUGGCCGCUUUCUCCAACAGCUGCCUAAACCCCAUCAUCUACAGCUUUCUGGGGGAGACCUUCAGGGACAAGCUGCGGCUGUUUGUCAAGCGGAAGGCCAGCUGGUCAAUUCUCUACCGGCUCUGCGACCACACCCAAGACCUGCAGCUUCCCAUCCGGAGCGGGGCCUCGGAGGUUUAACUUGAGCAGCCAGUGUGGAAAGCAUCUUUGCCGAGAAGCAUGCCGAUCACAGUCGCCAUGGAAACGAAUCAUGUAGGUUAGCAUGAGUACCGGACAAUCGUCUGAACUUCAGAUGUGUUAAAUUAACACAUGCAGAUUCUGUGUGGACAGAGGGUAAUAAUUGUAGGGGAAUUACACCCAAAAACAGCGUCAUGUUUGUUGUAUUCAUCAUUAGGAAAAUUAAAACACAUUUAACAGAAAUGCACUUUGAACAAAGAACUCCACACUUUGUGUCCCAAAUAAAAUGUGUACAGUUUAAGAUGUCUUCAGUUCGUUUUAGACGUCUAUGAAAAGUGGAAUGUACGCGCUCUGCAAACUGUCAGUAUUUUUAUGAUGUCAGUAUGAAUACCUGUCGUUUCCUGUAAAUUCAUAUGCUUAACUUAUUGAGACAACCUUCCUACAUUUGUGACAUUUACAAUAAAAGCGGGAACCCCCAGUCACUUCCAGAUUUCUAUUCAUUAGUGUCCCAAAUUCUUGCUGCGAUGAAAGCGUUAAUUAACAAAAAGUCAAAGGCAAUAAAAAUGAGGGAGAGAAACUAUACAUUUAUCACAGACGUUACCUUUAAUGAAGCCAUAAACAUGAACAGUUUUUGUGUAUAAUGGAACUAAACGCCAAUAUUCUGGUUUAAAAAUAUGAAACAUGAGUGUUCAAAGCUCCUGUCUUAGACAGGCAUCCCUUUUAUAUUUUUAAGACUCAUACUGUACUCUAUGUAGUCAGUAAAAUUUAAAAAAAUAAUGAUGAUACUUCUAAAAU
Molecule: messenger RNA, 3286 nt
Organism: Brienomyrus brachyistius
Lineage: Eukaryota; Metazoa; Chordata; Actinopteri; Osteoglossiformes; Mormyridae
Product: G-protein coupled estrogen receptor 1-like
Exons: 2
Coding region: 1403-2494 (363 amino acids)
Biological process (GO): G protein-coupled receptor signaling pathway
Cellular component (GO): membrane
Molecular function (GO): G protein-coupled receptor activity
Source: RefSeq, a predicted model, not a curated record